AUGAAGAAAAGAUCUCGCGCCUGCGAAGCCUGCCAGGCUCUCAAAGUCAAAUGCGAACCCUCACCAAACGACCCAUCAACAUGCGAGCGCUGCACUCGCUUCAGUAUCACCUGUGUUCCUGCUGCUAGAAAAUGGCAAAGAGAUAGAAUUUCCGAGUUGGAGGAGCAGGUUAGGGCUUUGCAGGAUCGGUUGGAUGGGGUUUCUACGCAGGCUGCUACUUCUACCAGGGCGACUUCUGUGUUUUCGUCGGAGGGUAAUUGGCCUGGAACAACUUUGUCUUCUGAUCUUGGGUUUCUAGAUGCUCAUUUGGAUUAUGAGACGCAGGUGAAGGGUUUGGAAGUUUGUUCGUCGAUGGCUGGACAAUUUUGGUAUCUCAUUCCUUCGGUGGACGGGAGUUCGGCACGAUCUUGGUUGGAUACUAUGAGGACAAAGACACCCAUCAAACUCAUGGCUGUAUUUGCUGUGGCCCCUUCAGAUGCAGGAAUCGAUCCACAAACUCAAGAGGAACUACGGACAAAGACGCUCGAGAUACUGGGCAAGGCGGCAGUCGGUCUCAAAAGCCCAUCAGUUGAUCUCAUCCAAGCUACUCUAAUUAUGAGUCUCUGGAUAAGACCUUCUAUCGACAUGAACCACGGCAAUCCUGUACAACUUGCAUCUCUAGCCCACGAUCUCUGCGUUGAACUCGGCCUAGGAGGUUCAGAAAUGCAGACUUCCGCACCAGCAUGGUUCUUCCGCAUCCAAGGACCUCCCACGUUGGAAAUGCAAAAGACAUGGUUAGUCUCAUGGAUGACUUCAACAAUGGCUGCUCUCGGUCUCAGGAGAGCACAUUCCUUCGAAUGGGGAACUUCACACUACGAAGCACUACACGCUUUGGAGGCCGAUGGCUCAGACCCUCUGUUCUUGGAGAUGCUUUACACAGUAAGGCUUCACGCUCAAGUCGCUUCCGGGUUGGAACUCUGCGAUAUCCACGCCUUCCAUGAUACAGACUCUGAUAUCGCGGCGGCUACAAGGGCACAAGCAUACAACGACCUCAACGCCCUGAGCAGCAGACCGCUCGCACACGAUGCUCAGCUUCGAUUCUGGAGAAUGCUAGCUGCCAUCCACGUCAAUGAGUCAGUUCUGCACACAGCCACCAACAAAAUCCUCUUCGGAUCACCCUAUCUCGCCGAACGCAUCGGCGUACACGACUUUGCCUGCCCCUCACAAAUAACACCCACAACCGCAACGGCUCUGCGCUCCCUGGUCGAAGCAUGCCAUCUCGCCAUUGACAUCGUCCUCGAAAUGGAACCCAGCUUGAUCCUAAGCCUACCAUCGCUCUGCUUCGGACCGUCGGUGAGCUACACGCUAUCCAUCCUUAUCAAGACAUUCGUGGCAGUGUCUGCACCAGGGAAUACCUACAGCCAAGUCUUGACCCGCUCGGACCUACAUGUCAGGGAAGCCAUGAACAAGCUCAUAACCGUGAAAGAGAAUCUUCUCAAGCUUGAUCCGCAUAUGGGUAACUGGAAUACCAGGAUCAUAGGCUCUGUAGAGUGGUUAUCUGUAUGGCUGAAUGACUACGAGAGCAUCAUCGAGCGAUACGAGACGAAUCUGGAAAGAGGAACAGCCGAGCAAGAAAUCGACGUGCUCAGCCCCAAUGGACAUUUCUAG
Messenger RNA from Fusarium coffeatum, 1647 nucleotides. RefSeq lists its product as uncharacterized. Lineage: Eukaryota; Fungi; Ascomycota; Sordariomycetes; Hypocreales; Nectriaceae. The transcript has a single exon. Gene Ontology annotation, molecular function: DNA-binding transcription factor activity, RNA polymerase II-specific; transcription cis-regulatory region binding; zinc ion binding. Gene Ontology annotation, biological process: regulation of DNA-templated transcription. The record is from RefSeq and is a predicted model, not a curated record. Bases 1 to 1647 code for a protein of 548 amino acids. Gene Ontology annotation, cellular component: nucleus.